AUGGGGUUCGAAGACAAACGAGUUGUAAUUGUCGGCGGCGGCCUAGGAGGCAUGGCCUUUCUCAAUGCCGCACUGUACGCAGGCUUGAAGAACGUGCAACUGUACGAACAAGCCGCAAACUUCGGUGAAGUCGGUGCCGGUGUGAACAUCACCUCGAACGCAAACCGCAUCCUGGACGCAUUCGGUCUGCAAGAGAGCAUGAAGCGCAAGUCAUCUGGCAAGCUGCCCUGCUAUAUGGAAUACCACGACUACAAGACCGGAGACUAUCUUGGCCACAUUGGUGAAUUCUCACAGCCCCACGCGCGCCUCCUGCACCGCGCCCACCUACUGGACUCGCUGAAGGAGCGCGUGCCGGAGUCAAGCCUGAACUUAGGCAAGCACCUGGCAUCCAUCGACCGCAACACUGCCGCUGGUGCUGCACCGUACACCCUUCGUUUCCAGGAUGGCAGUACCGCCGAGGCAGAUAUUGUAGUCGGCUGUGAUGGUAUCAAGUCGAAUGUGCGCAGGGAUAUGGGCCUGGGAGACGACCCCAACUACUCUGGCCAGGUUGUGUACCGUGGAUUCGUCGAUUACAAGGACCUACCCACUGAGACGGCGGCGCUUCUGCGCAAGACUGUGAACUUCCGUGGACCCAAGCGCCAUCUCCUGAUCUUGCCUAUUGGUAACCAGGAGACGGGGACCGACCGUGCUGGCGUGAUUGGUUUUAUGUCUGAGUCGUUGGAGGCAUGGGACUCUGAGAGCUGGAUGUCGCGCUCGGAUAUUGAUAGCCUCCAGGAGCACGUCCGUGACUGGUGUCCGGAGGUGCAGCAUAUCGUUGCGGGCCUGCGCAAGAGCUCCGAGGACGGCAAAAUGCUCAAACAGGCGCUGUAUGUGCGUGACCCUAUCGCCAAGUGGUAUGAGACGAAGAGUGGACAGAAGGAUGCUGGCAUCAUUCUGCUUGGUGACUCGGCCCACUCGACUCUUCCUCAUCAAGGCCAGGGAACAUGCAUGGCAAUUGAAUCCGGCAUUGCCCUCGCAACAGUCCUUAGACACUGGAAGACAGAUGACCUGGAGACUGCAUUCAAGUUCUACCAGGACCUACGCAAGCCCCGGACAGACCGGAUCACAAGGACCAGCUACGAAGCCGGCAAGCUGGCUAGCUCAGACUCUCCCGGCCAGAUGUCCGACAAGUUCAACCCGGAUGCAUUGAGGGAGCGUAUGAGGUGGAUUAUGGAGUAUAAUGUUCUAGAAGACUUGAAGACCAAGGGCCAGGGAUAUUUGGACUUUCAAGGUUCACGCCUAUAA
This is a messenger RNA of Penicillium verrucosum, 1284 nucleotides long. RefSeq lists its product as uncharacterized. The transcript has 2 exons. The coding region runs from base 1 to 1284 and encodes 427 amino acids. Lineage: Eukaryota; Fungi; Ascomycota; Eurotiomycetes; Eurotiales; Aspergillaceae. The record is from RefSeq and is a predicted model, not a curated record. Gene Ontology annotation, molecular function: FAD binding; monooxygenase activity.